Messenger RNA from Ceutorhynchus assimilis (cabbage seed weevil), 14637 nucleotides. The record is from the annotation of a GenBank genome assembly. NCBI's taxonomy places the organism in Eukaryota, Metazoa, Arthropoda, Insecta, Coleoptera, Curculionidae.
UAGGCCGAUGUUUGUCUGUCAUUAAUUUUAUUGUAAUUUGGAUUGAAAUUUCGAAUUUGAACUAAUAAAAGCGGAUAUUCGAGAAAAACUUCAGUGAAACUGAAAUGAAAUUUAGUCGGUUUUAUAUCAGAUAGUGAUAUGAUGUGCGAGGGAUGCGCCGAUUUCGUACAACUUCUUGUUUCUUAUGAAGCACAAGUUUGUCAAGAUAACCAAGCAGGCGACCAACCAGUAUUAAGUGUUGAUGACAUAAAUACAGCCUUUGUUUAUGUACAAACAUGGCCUGCAAGACAAUGUAUGUGCUGUUACCGAGACUCAAAAAACCUGGAGCGGUUCAGCUGCCUAACGCAAGGCUUAAUAUACAUGGCAGUUUCCCAACUCAAACUAUUAUCCGAUAAACAUGCUGAUAAUACACAAACAGAGCCUGAACCAUCCGAGUUGAAUACUGCUAAAACUGAACCGCCAGAGAAAAAAGAUACUAAUCCAGAAGAUGAGAAGGAAAACGUUGAAGUGGUGGAAAGAGACAAACUACUAAUUUUGGUCUCAAAAAUAUUUCUUUUAAAUUUUCCUUUGUAUGUGGCCUUUAAGCAUACUAUUCAGUCAAAAGUAGAGGAGUUGACGGCACAAGAAAUGGCCAAUUUGAACAUGUUCUGCGACCUACAUGACUCAGAAAUACCGAUUUAUCUUUUAAAAAAUGUCAGUUGGUUUUGUAAAAUUGGCGGACUACUGGCCAUGACUAAUUGCUUUACUUAUCUAACUACAGAAAUUUUACCUGUAUCCACUGCUCAUGCUAUGAUAUCUAUCGUUUGCAAUUUGAAAUUAUGGAUGAACUACAAAACUAUGGUAUCUUUGUUGGUGCCUCUAAGAUCCUGCGUUUUGAGGUACAUGUGUAAAUUGUCAGAUCAAGAUUUGAGGACCCCAACUAUAAAAAGUAUGGCUGAUUUUAUGUGGAAUGCUAUUAAAGACCCUUUAGAUUCACCAGUGGCUUUUGAUGUGGAUGGCCUAGAUUUGGCUUUCAAGUAUUUUACUUCCAGCACUUUGACAAUGAGAUUGGCUGGAAUAACCCAAAUAAACAACCAAAUAGGAGUUUUAGCUGAAAUUUGUGUGGGUGAAACCCUCCCUGAAGCUGAAGCUGUACCACGGCACAUGGCCGACUGGUUAAUUAGCAAUAACAUUAUCUCGCAUAUUUUCGGGCCCAAUUUACAUGUGGAAGUAAUCAAACAAAGUCACAUUAUUCUAAAUUUUCUUGCAAUGGAAGGACGUAUAACUUGCGAACAUAUGGACGUCAUUUGGGCCGCUGCUCAAUUGAAACAUUGUGCCAAACCUGUGCACGACCUACUUCCAGGCUUGGUUAAGCAUUUAGCUGCUGCUCCUACUCUACAUCUUUAUAAUUUGCUCACCAAAUUGGAACCUAAAGAUCACACCGAACAGACUUUGUAUUUGGCUAGUGCUCUUAUCAAAGCUAUUUGGUCUAGAGGUGGGGCUUCUCCAGAAGUGGGUUUAAUCAAUGUGGCCGCGUCCAGUGCAGGAAUAGCUUUGCAUAAAUGUGCUCCGACUUCGUCAGAGAACAGUGUGUCAUUGGAUCCAAGUAAUUCGGAAGAAGACCAUGGAGAAAGUACUGGACAUUCGGAAAGUCACAAAUCCGAUAGUGAGGAUAUUGAUGGUAUUGAAAUUGAAGAUGAUGAUAAUGGGCAAAUUGUCGUGGAUAAUAAUGGACCUCCACCUUGUAAACUUGCCAGAAAACAAAUGAUUGAACGAGUCCACGUCGAUCAUCUUGCUCCAAACAGCAGUACCGACACGGAAAUCGACGGGAUUCCCAUAAAAACAACCCCAGAACAAGACAAAAUAAAAUGGCCAGCAUCCGUCAGAACAAAAAGCGAAAAAAAGGCGCACGUUCGCAAAAAACUCCUAUCAACAUUAAACUUGAAUGUCGUCAUGCCAGAAGGAGUCGAAACCAUUGGGUCUAGCAGUAGCCAGGAUGAGGCCGAUUUGGAGGGUAGUCCAUCGAAAAUUAGAAAAAGAAGGAAAUACUUGAGAAAGGCACGCGUGAAACGUCAAAAGAGCAGCAACAAAAGAGCGAUGCGUCUAGCAGGCGUCGAGGUACUGAGCGAACAGGAUAGCGAUCAUGAGGUGAAAAAUUUAAAAACACAAUCUGCCCAGGAGAGUAUGUUGUUGCCUACACAAAUUAAUGAUUUGGUUCAUGCCUCAGGAACUCUUAAAACCAACGUUUAUCUCGAAGAAAGCUCGUCUUGUAGUGAACUGGGCAAAGAAGAACAUCACCAUAUAGCCCAGCCGUCGGCCUGUGGAAAUUACAUUACGAUCCACUCUAAUGGAAGUCAUAUUUUGGAGAUGCUGAGCGGGGAGGAGGCAGAAGUUGAAGGUGACGCUGAAGGAAGUUAUUCCUCCAGAAUGAGUAACAAGUCUGAAAAAAAUAUGGCAGAUUUUGAUGGCGAAGAUUCCGUUUGUGAAGAAGAACUGGCCCAGCUAACUGAAAAUCAUCCAAACCUAAAUUUGCACAUUAUAGCCCACACUCCAGAGAAGUCUCCACCGAUAAGAAUAAUCGAUUCAAGACUUUCUGCUUGUUUUAAAGCAGACAACGUCUGCCUACCAGGCAACACUCUUUUAUGGGACCUACUGCAAGACGAGAAAAUAAAUAAUUUGGGCGAAGGCUUGGCACUUGAAGCUGAAAAAACCUUGUGCAAUCUCAUCUGUUUUAUGCCUGAUAAAGAAAUCAGAAUGAAAUUUAUUGAAGGCUGUCUAAAUAAUUUAGCUAAAAAUGUAUCAGUGGUGGUUUCUUUACGUAUGUUGCCUAAACUGUUAACGUCAUUUAGAGGCUUAGAAAUGCACCAUGUCACCCAAUGGGCUGAAAGACAGCAUCACAUGAUGACACACUUUUUCAAUAAUCUUAAAGCCUACACGUUGAAUCCAGACAAAUCUUUGAUGUUGUACUCGCAUCAAAUGCAAGUGCAAGUAAGGCUGCAUUUUUUGUCUGCAGUAUUUUCCCCUAUGGUUUCCUCGAAUACUUUUAUGCUUAGCAUUGACCAAGUGGACACUUUAUGGGAAUGUUUGGCGCAUGAUCCAGAAUGCUCAGAUGAAUUGUUCAGUUGGUUGCUGUCUCAAACGAAAACCACUGAACUGCAUGCUUUAAGAAUCGAUGCCCUGAGGCGGUUGUAUCUCCAUCAUUUGCCUAGUCUGGCUCCAGAGAAGUUCAGUACGAUUUGUUUGACUCUUUUUCAACAUUUGUGUGGGCUACAUCAUUUGAUGACUGCUCAUUUGGAGGGCGAGGACAAGGAAAGUAAAAAUGUUGGGAUGGAUCAUAUGUGGAAGAUUGCACUAAGGGCUAAUAACACUGAUGUAAGUAUGUCAGCCAUAAGCUACAUAAACAGCUACUACAUGGGCCAAAAUCUUCAGCACGAAAACCAAUUCGUAUCCCAAUGCAUGACCAACUUAAAAGCGUCUUCAGAAGACCUGGCAUCCAACACGACUGAAGAAGCUUCAUUGCUUUGCAUCCAAAGAGCCCUACUACUAAUGAAAACCCACAUAGAAACUUUUAAAAAACGAUAUGCUUAUCACUUGAGAAAAUGGGCUUUGGAAGGCAAAGGCAUCGGAAGUCAUUCCGCAGCUUUAGGAGAACGGUCCAGCGCUCCAAUUCGGCUUGUAGUGCAAUCGGGAAGCUGUACUGAAAGAUGCGUGCUGGAAAUGUACCUCACAGAUUAUGUGGCUGAUUUACGUGCUGAGAUUGUUAAAUGGUGGGAGGGAAUUGCAAAAAUACGGUCUCAAGAGGAAGGUGGGGAAAGUAAUAUCAGUUCUGGAAAAAAACCUGAUACUUGGAUAAGAAUUAUCACACAAGGUCAAGAACUUUCCAUAGACUGUGACGAAAAAUCAUUGCAAGAGAUGGGCUUCAAAGAUAACCAAAUCACUUACAUUUCAGUCGGUAUGUCGAGAAACAUGAAAAAGAGAGAGUUUCAGGAUGCGCCCUCUACUCAAGCGGCGCCACCAAGGGAUUGUUUACCCACAUUGUUGUUGUUGAAACCCAGCUAUUUUGAGCAACUAUUCUCGUUGAUGCAUACACUGAGUUCUAUGAAGAUUGUAGUCAAAGGUGGCAGAGUAAUUCCACACACUAAGGCCCAAGUCCUCAGCAGACGCGUUUGGGAUAUCUUAAGCCUCGUUCCUACCAGUCCUAAAUUGCUACAAGGCUUCCAGCAACUAGACAUACCCCUAACAGAUCUUCUAGACCCUUCCAGCGCUCAAAAACUGAUGUACUCUCUUUACAUAGUAGAGUCUCUGAGUAUUAAACAAAAUAAAUUCAGUGAUGAAGAAGAGGAACCGUGGACAAGAAAAUUUAUACAACACGGUGGUUUGCGGCAUCUUUAUGACAUUUUUAUGUCAGGUGUGUUGCAACAUGAAAGUGGUGAUGGGAGCGAUUGGCAACAAGAUUGUUUAGCCUCUCUAUUGAAGCUUUUAUGUCAUUUGGGCGUUGAUCCGUUACCGCAUGAGUCUAGACCUGCUAGGAACGAGAAAAUUUUUAUACCAAGCUUAAAUGAAGCUAUGUUGUCUAUGGUGGAUGUGAAAACAACCAUGCCAAAAUUAACCUGCAUUUUAAAGGAGGCUUCUUUACCUAAGGAUCCUAAUCAUUACAAGACAGGGUUUUGGGGUAGAGCUCAAGUUGUACACUAUGCUAUGGCUUUGUUAGUUUCCUGGCUGCAUAGCAGCGAAGAAGCCAGACAGGGGCUGUUUGAAUCGCCAGAUUUUGGUGUUUGGUUACAAAGAUUGGUCUUGGAAGAUCCAGAACCCGCGGUACGCAGAGAAGUGUGUUCAGCGAUUUAUCGGCUGUGUCUAGGAGUGUCCGGUAGAGCCGAGCACAUGGAAAGUACUUUGGUGGCUCCAAUGUUGGCGCAAUUGUUGACUUAUCUCGAAAAGGCUGAAAAUAUGAGGCCUCAAAAGAUUGAGUCUAUGCAACCUCAAGAGGACGGCAAGGAACCCUAUGGACCGGCUUGUAGGGAUUAUUUUUGGCUAGUGUCAAGGCUGGUUGAUAGUCUCCCGGACGACUUGGUAAAAGAAAGUAUCGAGGAACCUCAAAAUUGUCUCUUGGAUCUCAAUGAUCUCACCUCCAAAAUCGCCCAAUCGGUUUUAGCGCGUGAUUAUUUGGAAACCAGACACCGUACUGUUGAUGAUGAUGGUCUCAUUGGCCUUUUAAAUCUUAUCACGAAUCUGAUAAAGCACAGGCCACCAUUUCAGACGGGUAAAGGCGGCCAGGAGCUUUUAAAUGAGGUGGUCGAGUUUCUAUUUGCUCUACCCAACCCCAAACUUCGUCAUGUACCCAAAUGCAAAUCACCCAGAUCUCGUACUGCAGCAUUUGAUCUACUCGUCGAACUAGUAAAAGGGUGUCCUGGCAAUUAUGCCAUUUUACAUGAAAAACUUUUGAGGCAACACCAACCCGGCCCCAAUUCGCCUUAUCCUUGGGACUACUGGCCUCACGAAGACGGACGCUCAGAGUGUGGCUUCGUUGGACUCACAAAUUUAGGGGCCACGUGCUAUAUGGCUUCGUGCAUGCAACAUUUGUAUAUGAUGCCCCAAGCUAGGGCAUCGAUUUUGGGUGCCAACACUGAGGAUUCAAAGCAUGAGACAACCUUGAAGGAAUUGCAGAGGAUGUUUGCUUAUUUGUUGGAGAGUGAGAGGAAGGCUUAUAACCCUAGGAGUUUUUGCAAAGUUUAUACAAUGGAUCAUCAACCCUUGAACACAGCUGAACAAAAGGAUAUGGCAGAAUUUUUCAUAGACUUAGUCAGUAAACUAGAAGAAAUGACUCCUCCACUCAAAGAAAUAAUCAAAACAUUAUUUUGUGGCGUUAUAAGCAACAAUGUAGUCUCCUUAGACUGUGGUCAUGUGAGUCGUACUCUAGAAGAAUUCUACACAGUAAGAUGUCAAGUUGCAGAUAUGCGCAAUCUCUAUGAAUCUUUGGACGAAGUGACAGUUAAAGACACUUUAGAAGGUGACAAUAUGUACACUUGUUCGCAGUGUGGCAAAAAAGUGCGCGCCGAGAAGCGUGCCUGUUUCAAAAAACUGCCUCAAAUUCUAGCCUUCAAUACUAUGAGAUACACUUUUAAUAUGUUGACAAUGUUGAAGGAAAAAGUCAAUACGCAUUUUUCGUUUCCUUUAAGGCUUAAUAUGGCCGGUUAUGUGGAAAAAACUUUAAUGCCGCAACAUUAUCAGGAAGACAAAGUAAAAGAAGAUCUAGAAAGUGAGCAGUAUGAGUACGAUUUAAUUGGAGUUACUGUGCAUACUGGUACAGCGGAUGGUGGUCAUUAUUAUAGCUUUAUAAAAGACAGGACAACGUGUGCCAGAGACAAAUGGUUCCUGUUCAACGACGCCGAAGUUAAACCUUUCGAUCCCAAUCAAAUUGCAGCUGAAUGCUUCGGAGGCGAAAUGACUAGCAAGACUUAUGAUAGUGUCACUGAUAAAUUCAUGGAUUUCAGUUUUGAGAAAACCAAUAGCGCUUAUAUGUUAUUUUAUGAAAGGUGUCCACUUUCUGCUCCUGAAAGUACUGAAAGCUCCUCGACGAAUUUAGAUAUAAUAGAAACUCGCAGUACUUCGCCAGCGCCUAGUGCCACAUUUGAACUGAGCAAGGAAUUGGAAGAUUGGAUAUGGGAGGAUAAUAUGCAUUUUAUACAGGAUAAAAAUAUUUUCGAACAUACAUAUUUCAAUUUCAUGUGGCAAAUUUGCGGUUACAUUCCUCAAACCCUGCUGCCAAUUCAGCCCAACAUAACUCAAAAAGCAGCUCAACUGUCCACUUCGUUUUUCAUUGAGACUUUUAUUCAUGCCAAAGAAAAACCUACAAUGGUUCAAUGGGUGGAACUAGUAACCAAACAGUUCAACGCCUGUCAUGACGCUUGCGUGUGGUUUCUUGAACAUAUGGCGCAGGACGUAUGGUGGCCAGUGCAAGUACUUUUAAAAUGUCCUAAUCAAAUGGUCAGGCAAAUGUUUCAAAGGCUGUGUAUACAUGUGAUACAGAGGCUCAAGCAGUCUCAUUCUAGUUUGUACUUAAGGCUCGACGAUGAGGUUGACUUGUCAAAAAUGGACUACAGUCAAAAUAUUGAUAUUUGUAAGAUAGGAAAUUCUUCAUGUGUAACUAAAUUUAUAAAGACGCUCUUGUCAUUAAUGGAGCACGGGGCUAAAGCCCAUUUAAAGCACCUGACUGAAUAUUUUAAUUUUUUGUAUGAAUUCAGUAAAAUGGGUGAAGAAGAGUCACAAUUUUUAUUAGCAGUUGGAGCAAUCAAUUCAAUGGUUCAUUUUUACUUGGGCCAAAAAGCAAAUGAUUUUGUUGAUGUUAGUGAAGGCGAAGAAGACGAAGAAAUGGUUUCAAUACCUCCCGAUAAAUAUAAACCUGCUAGUUUAGAUAAAAUGAUAACGCUAAUAGCUAGUUUAGUGGAGAAAAGUCGGAAUUCUAAUAUGAAAUUGCAACUUAGCGAAAGGGAUUAUAAUGCUGUUGCAGGAGGAAAAGGCUUUUCAUUUUUGUACCAGCAAAUCAAAGAUAACAUAAACCUGCAACAAACACGAAACUUAAUUCAUUCCCUUUGCAAGGGUAACAAUCAGCUAGCCCAAAGCAUAAUCUGUAUGAUUUCGCAAGCAAUAACCAGGCAUUCAGAGGUCAACUUACAGGGUUGUCAACCCUUCUUUAAAAUCCUCACGCUGUUGACGGAAAACUCGAACCAGAGCAGCGCCAGCGGUUCCAAUCAGCCGUGCUUCACUCAGUUGGUGCUACAAAAGGUGUGGGAGGCUGCUGAGUGUUGUCCACAUUCUGCGCUGGACUGGUUAGCUUUACAAGUCACAAGAAACAGGUUGGUGCAUUCUUGGGUUUUAACCUCAAUGGAUUCGUGGUUGGAACAUUUUUUGAUUGCUCAUAGUAAUCAACGUGUGAGGAACACUGCCGGUUACCUUCUAGUCUCAUUAGUUCCUAGCACUCCUUUUAGACAAGGCUUCAGAGCUUCCCAUAGAAUGAACAGAGAACCUCAAUUGUCCAAUGAAGCUCAAGCAGUUUUGCACCAAGUGUAUACUGCCCUUUUAAGAUUGCUUCCAGCUGCUAAGCAUUACACUGACAUACAACAACAUGGCUCUAUGAAACUCACGACCUAUUUUGCACUUUUAAUGUACUGUUGCAUUUCUAGGACAGAAAAAUUAAUGUUUGGUCAAUAUUUUCUCCAAUUGUGGCACUUGUUCCAUCCCAAGCUCUCAGAACCAUCCAUCCCAGCCUACCACAAUAAGCAAGCACUGUUGGCUUUUUGGAAUCAUGUGUGUACUGAUUGUCCUGAAAAUGUUCAACUAAUGUUGGCCAAUGCGCAUGUCACCAAAAAUAUAGCUUUCAACUAUAUAUUGGCCGAUCAUGAUGAUCAAGAAAUAGUCUUAUAUAAUAGAGCAAUGUUACCGGCUUAUUAUGGAAUAUUGAGGAUGAUGUGCCAGCAAUCAAGAGUUUUUACUAGAAAUUUGGCUAAUCAUCAAAAUCUUCAGUGGGCUUUUAAAAAUAUUACACCUCAUCCUACUCAAUACACACAGGCUGUAGAAGAAUUAUUUAAAUUAAUGCAAAUAAUGGUAAUGAAACAUCCUGAUGCUUCGGAAGCAGAUCAAAGAGAAAUUUACACUUUUAAACGUUCUACCCUAAUGACGUACUUACAGUGUUUGGAUGGAAGAACUAGUUGGGGCACAUUAAUCAACGCAUUUAGGAUCCUUGUUGAUACCAAUGAUGAGAAACUCUAUAUAGUUUACAAUGGAGGAUUGCAGAUAGUAUUUGAGUGUUUUCAAAAUCUCCACAUCAUGUUGCAUGAAGCCACCGCUUGCCACGUCGUUGGAGAUAUGUUGGAAAUUCUACAAAUUCUAUCGGAUCUCAUGCACUGCAUCAGGGGUUAUAGGGACAACAAAGACGCCAGAAGUUUACUGCUGGCGACUAAAGACUGGCUAGAAGUGAUUCGGAAGUUGGCCACUCUGUUGAACACUUAUAAUCCUCCUGAGAUGAGAUCAUUGUGUAUUGGUGUCCUAAAAGAAUUCGUCCUAAUCAUGACACCAGAAACGAUGCAAACCCUCGUACCUCUCCUCUCUCAUUGUCACUCGGCGUUCCAAGACAGUCAAGACGCUGUGCCCUUGGGACCUUAUUUUCCACGCAGAGGACACUCGGUACCGAUUGUGGCUGGAAAAGGCGGUGCCAGACCUCUACGGCCAAUGGUACAAAUGACAGUUCCACAAAACCAAUUGGAUUGCAGCAGGGGUGUGGAUCUAGAGUAUGACAAGGCCUUGGAUAAGUUCUACGCUCCCUAUCAUGAUUUUAUAGAUACAAUGUUCCGAUUGGCUGUGAAUAACGAUUCAGUACAAGAAGUAUUAAUUAAUUUAAGCGCCGUUGUCGGAUUUGAAGCAGUACCAUUACAUUCCACCUACUUUCCCAAGCUGUGGCUGGAUAUAUUAAAGGCUCAGCACUUGGAUAGGAAAUAUAUAAGCAUGUUAUCGGCCUGUAAUUAUUUCGUGGAUUAUGUGGACGCAAUUUUAUUAGAUGAACGUUUAGCGUUAACGGUCGACGUGAUUUAUGAAUUUUUAACUGCGUUUUUUCCAAAAGUUGCUGCUCAUGUGCUAAGUGAACAAACUUUGAAAAUGAUCGAUUCUACUGUAGAAUCUUUAAAUGCCACCAUUAGCUCUACGGAUGCUUUGAUAAACCCGAAAAGACUCACAGGAGACUUGAGGGCGCUUACUUUAGUUUACAAAUCACCUCAGGGAAAACCUCCAGUCACUCUUAAAAGUAAUUUGAAGGUGUUGCAGGGGAAACUUAAGGCGGAAAUUGGUAGAAUGGAUAGUAAUUCGGAAAAAUCCGAGCCCGUGUCUGUUGAAAAUAAACCUUCCACGUCGAAAGAAGGUGCCAAAAGUGACGAUGAAAAAACUAAAAAGGACAACGAAGCGCAAGCGUCAGCGUCGAGUAGUAACAGUGAAGACGGGAGCGACCCAAGUAAAGAUACUAACAAAAAACUUAAUGAGGCAUUAAGCAAUUUGACAGUGCUUGAAAAAAGCAUCCACGAAUUAAUUUUAGUUUUAGAUAAAUGUGAUCCUGGCAGCGGCGGCAAGCGAAGUUAGUUUUAAGCGUUAUAAGUUUGAAAAAAAAAAAAUUAUUUAAUAAGGUGGCAAAAGUGAUCUGCAAUGUUUGUAAGUGUUUUGUUUUUUUUUUUAAUUAAUUACAAAUAUAAAAAGGGCUGGAUCCAGUGGGUCUAAGGACCCCAAAUUUCAACCCCAAGAGGUGUCAUAAACCAACUUAGUUGAAUUAGUUAUGUCAGAUUUAUUUAUUGCCAACUGAAAAGUAUCUGGUAACAUUUUAUACUUGGUAUGUAUUAUAAUAUGUAUAUAGGGUGUCCUUUUUAGUUGUACAUAAGGGAUAACUUGAUUGCUUUAGAGUUAGAAGAAUGCGGUGUUCGCGAACGUUGGCUACUUUUUUGUCAAAUGAAAUUGUCAUCGCCUUUUUUGUUUUUCAGAUACAAGAUGCUUUUGAAAAUGUAAAUAAAACACAAAAGUACUCAAAAAUAAAUAGUCAUAUAGUAUCACUAUAGUAGUCCUUCCAGCUGUAGUAAGCCCUUUGCAACAAAAUAUCCUUAACACUCCUACAAAAUAGUUCGUAGUUCAUUACUUAGAUGGUUAAAUAUUUUUUUUGCUCUCAUAUAAUAUUGUGUGUUUUGCUAAGGGCCGGUUUCUCAACAGCAAGUCACCCCCGGGUUAAGCAUAACUCCAGGGUAAACAUUGCUACUGGACACGCAUACCAGAAAGUUAAAAUCAAGCCAGAGGUGACUCGCUAUUGAGAGAUCGCACCUAAAGUGGACUUUGGUAUAGAUAAGCCUAUAUUAGUGUUCGAACUUACUUUUGUAUUGUACACAAUAUCCCGAGUUUCCAAACCUGAAUAUUUCUUGUGCACAAGACGCACAGUUUCUAAAAGCUAAUUUUUUUCCCUAAUAAAUAACGGUUGACAUUGUUCACGACCUGCAAUUUUAUACAAAUAACGAAUUGCCCUCUUUUGUGAAACAAAUAUUGAGUUAAACAGUUGCCUGUUAUUAAAUUCCUGAAAAGCUAUACCAUAUAUCUUACAUGAGACUCCAAACCAUUUUUGUGGUAAAACAACUAAGUUUGUUGGAAACUAUUCUGAUUGCAACGCAACCAGCAGACAACAUUCUACUUAGUGUCCUUAUAUGGUCCUAAAUUUCAGUUUAGAUUUGAGACGUAAAAAUUUUGUGAGGGGUUUAUUUUCUAUAAUUUCAUCAUUUAAAUACAAAUCAUUAAAGCAAAUUUGUAUCACUUCAAAGGUUACCUUUACGCAGGUCCCUAUCAACAGUUAAUUUGAGGUCAUCCCUGUUUUUACCAUGCCAAAGAAGAAGUCAUUUAAAUACAACAAAAAUAAAAUAGGUCCCAGAACAAAGCCUUGUGGAACGCCUCUUGUAGUAAGUGAUCUAUCAGAGUAUUCGCCAUCCGCUGUUACCAUCUGCAUUCUUCCCUUAAGAUAGGCAAAAAACCAAUUCAUUGUAAGCUCCCCAAACCCAUAGUGUCUCAGUUUCCGCAAAAGGACUUUAUAUUUAUAAGGAGAAUGAUAAAGGUCUCUGUUCUGUUGACGACAUCUUUCGUUUGACAAAAAACUAGCCAACGUACACAAAACUACAUCCUUCUAACUCAAAUAGCAACCAAGUUAUCCAACCAAAAUUGGACACCCUGUAUACAUUAAGGCUCCUAUUUAUUUAUUUUUUAAUAUUAUUCACUGGAUGACUAUGGACAAAUAUGGGUGAAUUCGUAGAAUAUAUAUAAAGGAGACUUGACCUAAUAAAUGCGUUAAGUUUGUUCAGAAAAUGGGUAUUUUUAGUAGAUGGCGCGCAACCCAACUAAAUCAAAAAUAAAAAAAUAUUUUUUUGCAAUAUUAUUUCGAUCAGCGAAAUUUGUGGUUGUCAAUGACCAAGGCUAUUAAACAACGAGGAAAGGGUGGUCCAUAAGAGAAAUUUUAUAGGAACUUAUUAUGUCAUGAAAUUGAAGUUUCACACAUUUCCAAGGCGCACGUGUUUUUAGGUAUCUGAUUGCGAUAUUUUCUUUAUUCUAAUCCUCCAAAAAUAUUAACAUUUUUCGCCCGUUGACAGGCCACGAAACUCAAUAAUAUUCUGGUAUUUUGAUUAUUUUCCAAUGGUUUCUAUGGAAUAGAAGAAUAGUACAUAGUACGAGAAUCACUUUUUUUCCCGCCCACUAAUUUCCAAAUUGUUUAGGUAUUUUAGUGGGUAUAACACUGCUUUAUUUAAUAUCAAAUAUUAAGGCCGCGUUAAUGGCCGCCAUGUUUAAACUGUGAUUGGUUGAUUUUUCGAAACUUGUUUUAAAGUCUUUAAAAAAACGGCACAUCAGAAUUGGCUCAAAUUUGGCAUAAACAUUAUUUGAUCGAUUAUCUACAAUUCCUUAUUUUGGUUUUUCGAUAUUCAGCCUUUUUUUUAAAUUCAAAAAUUAUGUUCGCAACCACCAAAACAAUUAAAUGUGUUGGUGGUUGCAUAUUUGCAUGUUUAUCAAGCUUGGAUCCAUGAAAAGCAUAUUUUAUUGAUAACCACGAAAAACUAACAAAAGCUAAUUGUAGAGAUUGUAGAUAAUAUAUAUCAAAUAAUGUUUAUGUCAAAGGAUUUUGUAAAUUAUUGCGGAUUUUUUGAGAUCACCUUAAAACGAAUUUUGAAGGUGAAAACAGUUCAAGCAAUUUCAAGUAGAUGGCGCCACGGCAAAAAAGCUACAUUGGGAGCAUCAUAAUUGUAUAUUUGUCUUUCUCUGUCACUAAGUGUUUCACCGACAAACAGAUUUUGUUUUGGACAAAAAAUAAAAUAUUGAACCGUAUGUGUAGACGCAGUCGUCAUUUUCAAAAACUAAAUUUAAACAUGGCGGCCAUUAACGCGGCCUUAAACAUUAAUUUAACUCAUAAUAUAAGAAAAUAUCGAAUACUUGAUAGAAUGUGUAGGUAUUUCUCAGAUUUUGGUGUUAGGAAAUGUGUUGCUUUUCUAUCUAAAGACACAACCAUUUUUGUACAACCGUCACAAAAAGGUGACUCUUUUGGAGAAAUUUGGCAGCACUCUAAUCGCGGUUUUCUCGAAAACUGUCAGUUAUAGGAUAUAAUACAUAAAAUAUGGUUAUAACUUCUCUUACAACCCAUAAAUCUAAUAAUAUAAGAAUAUAAAGAAGUUGAUGGCACGAUGAUCGAACUGAAUGCGACAGUCAAAUGUUUUUAUGCUGAAAUUUUGCAUUGGGAUCAAUAAUAUACAUACUCAAAAUUUAAAUCGAUAUCGAUUUUUAUGCCCAAACUAGAGUUGGGUAAAUAAUCAACUUGAAGGAUUUUUUAGCGACUAACCAUUUUUAACCGUGUUAUAAACGGGUACUGAAAGUACAUCAUAUUUUCAGUUACCGUUUAUAACGCGGUUACAAACGGUUAGUCGCUGAAAAAUCCAUUUAGUCAACACUGAUAUUUAUACGUCUGUUCUCACAAAAGUCCUGACAGUUUGCAAACUGUCAGAAACACUCGCUCAGCCAAGUUACCGAUUUAUCUUGGAACGACGGCAUUGAAAAGAUGUAUGGGCGAUGCUUUCUGACAGUUUGCAAACUGUCAGAGACUCUUGUGAGAACAGACCUUAUGUUAACAUAUUUGAUUUGAUUGGGGUUUGAUACUAUUCAUUUCUCACUUAUUUUUCAAAAAUUUCGAAAUCGUUGGUAACCAUAGGGGGUUAGAUAUUCAUCACCUGUAGGUUACCAGACCCUUCCGUUCAACGCCUGUUUCACAACGAAUACUUCCGAAGGUUAUGAAACCACUGGUUUUUGCAAUUGGAAUCAUACUCCUCAAAAUAAUCAAUUCUAGACCUAAAUAUUCUAGAUCCUCUUGCUUCUUCAUCGCUGCUAUACACAUUUUUUUCGUUAUUGUCCAUAUUCGGAUUAUUUGCAUAAAAAAACUGACGUUUUCUAAAUUUCUAAACUUACCUACAUAAAAAAAAUUCUAACCUACAAAUCGAACAGAAUUCCCGCUUGUAUCACUUGGCCAAUUAGGUAGUAGCUGAUGCUUUGAAUAUAAAACUACAGGAUUUUAGCGGUGUUAAGUGAUAAUAAGCACCGGGAUUAGUGCGAAAAGAGUGAGUCAUAAUAUUGACAAUCAUAUUUAAAUAAAUAUACGCCACUGCCAAACCGGAAACACUAGUCGGCCAUAUGCAACCUCUACAUAUUCUGAUCGCGCAGAUUCGAGGUUUUGCUCCUUCCUGUUGUUUUAUUUUCAAAGAGCUGACGUCACACACAACCACAAUUUGAUGUUUGGCCCCCUAUCGAAAUUGACGUUAUGUCAUUAGUGACAAGCUAGCUCCUAUGUGUAUAAAUGGUCUUUCAAACGCUUUGUUUGUCCCCCCAACGAAAAUGAGGUUAUGUGUGUGACGUCAGCUAGUGCCUAAUUAGGCUCUCCAGACCACGUGAUUUUUCAAUAUGGCGAAUUGGCAAAUUUGACGUUUGUUUGUUUAUCUUGAGUUAAUUUGGAAUAUUUUCAAGAUAAUUACAGUUUACUUUGUUAUAAUAUACUUUUUCUACAACUGUCAAAAAAUGAUGAUUUUCGCACACUCAUGACAGUUUGCGAAGUGACCCUUUUUUUCC